ACAAGAAACAAAAACAAAAAGAAGUACUAUCAGCUAUAUCUCAAUAAUUAAAGAAAUAUGAAGGCAUGGCUGAUAUGUUUGCUAGUGAUUUGCGCGGCAGUGAUUGCGGAACCAGUGGAGAGUCGGAAUUACAUAGAAUAUGGUGCGAUUAACAAGUGUGCCGGUCCUAAUCCUCCUCCGGGAUGCAAUCCUCCCGGGGCCGAACAAAAGAACCCUACUCCCGUUAACGAGUAUAGCCGUGGCUGCAGCAAAAUUCAUCGGUGCAGGCGCGAUUGAACCGUAGUACCGUUCAUCAUAUAAAAUUCUUCAUUUCAAUGAGCCCCGUACGUAUUUGCUUUUCAUGCAUAUACAUACACUUGUAUAUGCGUAUAUGCAAGGUGUUUAUGUGUUUCAAAUUAAUUAGGUAUUAAUGUAUUAAUCCUCAGUUUGUAUUAAAGAUAUGAAAUAUAUAUUUUG
This is a messenger RNA of Arabidopsis thaliana (thale cress), 456 nucleotides long. RefSeq names its product ralf-like 11 (gene RALFL11). The record is from RefSeq and is marked reviewed. Bases 58 to 276 code for a protein of 72 amino acids. Gene Ontology annotation, cellular component: extracellular region. Lineage: Eukaryota; Viridiplantae; Streptophyta; Magnoliopsida; Brassicales; Brassicaceae. The transcript has a single exon.